Molecule: messenger RNA, 560 nt
Organism: Schistosoma rodhaini
Lineage: Eukaryota; Metazoa; Platyhelminthes; Trematoda; Strigeidida; Schistosomatidae
Source: the annotation of a GenBank genome assembly
AUGAUUGGUAUUUUAUCUUCUAGGUCAAAUAUGCAAAAAUAUUUUCUUGUCCAUUCGAAUGAUUACAAAUUAGAUACUAAUACACAAAUAGAAGCACACACUCAUUAUCUUUUCUUUUCGAUUCGUUCGCACUUUAUUGGGUUGUUUGUUUUUUCCGGUGGGUUUAUUCAAAAUUCAAUAGUUUUAGAGUUAGUUACUCAAAAAAUUUUUCUGAAGUAAUACAAGUUUAGUGUGGAAUAUUAUUACUACCAUUAGCCGAAAGGCAUAAAAUUAAUUCGUUAAGUUGACAACAAUCAACAAUCAAUAAACUACAACAUCAUUGGAGAACAAUAACAUAGAAACAAUGACAAAUAUUAGUGAAACUAGAAGUUGGAGUGUGUACGUGGGGGGUGGUGAAAUUUAUUUAUCAUUUUAAUGAAUCAAAGGUGUCAUAAAUAAAGAAAAAAGAUUCGUUUUAAAAUAAAUCAAUGAGUUUGUUACGUUUUAUUUUUACAAGUAUUUAGAAUUCGAUUUGUAAAUGUAAACUGUUUAUUAUAAUUACAAUUCACAGUUUAAAGUUA